AUGAGGACACUUGUCUGGAAUGCUCGGAGCAGUCAGUCUACAGAGGCAGAAAGUAUAUUUGCAGUGGCCUGGAGGGCUCCUGAGGACGCCGGAGAGCUGAGCCUGGGCCGCCAGGGGGCGGGAGGCAGCUGCCGGCCGAGCGUCUCGGUGUCGCGGUGCCCUCCCCGGGGCCACCAGCCACUCACGGAUUUUCACUCGCCGGUGGUCCAGGCGCGCGGCGGCGGCGUGCAGGGCGUCGAGGCGGCGGUGCAGCUCGGCGGUGCGGUGACCCAGCGCGGCUGCCUGGCCCUCGAGCUCCCCGAAGAUGUCGCCGGCGCAGCGCGACAGGUCGGCCAGCUGGGCAAGCAGGCAGACCAGAGUGUGCGAGCUGACCUGCUCCAGCGAGCGGAAGAGCGGCGUGCCCGCAGCCCGAGCCACCGCCGCCUCCUCGGGCCGGCGCAGCCGCGCGGGCUCCACGCUCCGUUGGUGGAAGGGCAUGGCUGGGCACGCGGGGCGCCGGGGGACCGGCAAUCACGGCGUUCACGCCGGGCCCCGAGGGCGAUGGGCUCGGGUCUGCAUCCAACACAAAGGAGAGUCCCGGGGCAGCAGGCGCGGGGACGAGGCCGGCAGGGGAGGAGGCUCGGGGACAGCUCGGAGACCCCAGGCGGGUGCCGCGCGGCGACGUGCCUCCUCCGGGGCUCCCGGGCAGCGCGGCGGAGGAAGUUCCCGGAGCAGUUCCCGGGCGGCCGCGGUGGGUCCCGCUGGAAGUUUGCAGGCAGGAAAGCGCCGCCGCUCCUUCCCUCCCUCCGGAUUGGAGAGGGAGGAGGAAGCGGGGGAAGUGCCGCCGACACGGGCGCGAGGGAGGGCGGCGGGAGAAAGGGAAGGGGGAGGAGAAAGGCCGGCCGGGAACCACCUGCGGCUCCCGCGCCCGCCGCGCCCCGCGCCCAGGCCGGUGGCCACCCGGCGCCCCAGCGCACUCUGCUGGGACGAUCGCGCAGUCCCCGAGCUCCCAGGACGCCGUCCACGCCCCCAGCCGAGCCCCCGGGCGCCGGGGCCCAGUCCCCGCCCGCACCCCAGGCCCGAGUGGGGCGCAACAGGGCGCCACGGAGGCGGAGGCGCCGGGACAGCGAGGCCAGUCCGGAUCUGGCUCCUCACCUGCGCUGCCGCGGUGGCGGCUGUGUCCCUGUCCCUGCUUCCUGGGGAACGCCGCCGGGAGGCCUGUCUGGGUCCCCCUGGUCUCUCCCCUGCAAGGCUGCCAAGACUUCUGGGACACUUUGGUGAACCUCAAGGAAGACCUCAAUAAGUCACCCAGUGGCCAGGAGUUCUGCAGCCAGCUAGGAAUCUGAGUCGGGUUGGGGGUGUGGGGGCGGGACGGGACUCUGAAAACCUCUUCAGAAUGCUUCAAGAGUUUUUCUAGGUGUCUCCCCUAGUGACUUCCUGUCCUUCAGAUGGGCAGACGUAGUUGCCUGUUUCAUCCAUCCCUCAAGCGUUUGAGUUAGGUUACUAGACCCUAGAACCGGGAAUCCGGGGCCUGGUAGAUCAUAGUCAUGAGACACCCAGCUAACUCAAACCUUCUGCUAAGAAGAAUUUGAGGAGGCUGGGUCCAAUAUCCCUAAGCUAAAGAUCCCCCUGGCCUCAUUGCUGUUUGCUCAGAAAAAGAAUCUUGUCCUUCGGUCUCUGUCGCUGAGUUGACCCACAUUGCAGCACUGCUCCUUGAGCUUGGGAUCAAUCCCCCAAGUGGUGCUGGUCUGCCCCUCUGCAGGACAGGAGCAAAGCAAGCAGGCAGCCUGAAGAGAAUCUCUUGAAGAAAAUUGACAGACAAUGUCAGCACUCAGGAGGCAGAGACAGGUGGAUCCCUGAGCCAGCCUGGUCUACAGAUCGAGUUACAGGACAGCAAGGGGCUGCUUCCUCAAGAAAUGUCCUGAUGUGAAAGGGUGAUGUUCCUUCCCACCAGCACCUCGCUGACAUCAUGAGACCAUGAGUAACACUUUAACCGGCGAUGUAAACCAGUUCUACUGGUGGCACACACUGCAA
This is a messenger RNA of Mesocricetus auratus (golden hamster), 2013 nucleotides long. RefSeq names its product collagen alpha-1(I) chain-like. The transcript is spliced from 3 exons. The record is from RefSeq and is a predicted model, not a curated record. The coding region runs from base 1 to 1260 and encodes 419 amino acids. NCBI's taxonomy places the organism in Eukaryota, Metazoa, Chordata, Mammalia, Rodentia, Cricetidae.